AUGGAUCCCAGGCUGCUCAGAGCCGCACGCCGCGGCGACUUCGCGGGGCUCGAGGCUCUACUUCUGGGCGCCGCCGCCGCCGCCGCGCCAAACCAAGUCGCCAUCGACGUCGUCGUCGUGCAUCAUCAUGGCGCCGCCGCGGCCCCCGGGCAACAAGCGCCUGAGGCGGCGCCGGUGCCCCACCUCCUGGACGCGGCGGCGACGACGCCGCAGGGGGACUCCGCGCUGCACGUGGUGGCGGCCUCCGGCGACGGCGAAGGGUUCCUGCGCUGCGCGCGCGCGAUCUACCGUCACGCCGCGCGCCUCCUGGACCGCCCCAGCGCGAGCGGCGGCGGCGGCGACACGCCGCUGCACCGCGCCGCCAGGGCGGGCAACGCGGCGAUGGUAGGGUGCCUCCUCGACAUGGCCAGGCAGGAGGAGGAGGAGCUCGCCGGCGGCACGGGCGGCUCAAGGGUAGCCGAGGUGCUGGAGAAGAGGAACGCUCGUCAGGAGACAGCACUCCACGACGCCGUCAGGCUGGGCGACGAGCAGCUCGUCCGCCACCUGAUGUCGGUGCACCCGCGGCUCGCCCGUGUUCCGGCGCCGGGCGGCGGGAUGUCGCCGUUGUACCUUGCGGUGUCCUUGCGGCAUGACCGCAUCGCGGAGGCCCUGCACCAGCAAGGCGGCGACGAGGUCUCGUAUUCUGGACCGGCCGGCCAAACUGCCCUACACGCUGCUGUCCUACGCAGCGCAGGUAAUUAA
Oryza sativa Japonica Group (Japanese rice) is the source of this 741-nucleotide messenger RNA. RefSeq lists its product as uncharacterized. Lineage: Eukaryota; Viridiplantae; Streptophyta; Magnoliopsida; Poales; Poaceae. The record is from RefSeq and is a predicted model, not a curated record. Gene Ontology annotation, molecular function: protein binding.